AUGCGGGAGCAAAAGAGGAGGUUCGAAGAAGACAUGAAGCUACUAGACAUGCAGCAUGAGAAGGAGAAGUUAGAGAUGGACCGAAUUGCGAAGGACCUCGCUAAAGCUGGCAUAUCUGGCCCUGUCAGUGAGCCUACGACCCCUCCCGAGUAUCGUGAAAACAGCUUCUCAAGUGGGUUCACACGACCUACUCGCUUCUCAACUUCAUCUGUCACCUCAUCCCCUGGUUUCUUCAAUGUAUUUGCCCCUUCUCAGGCAACAACGCCGCAGGGCCAGGUGAAUCCUUCUGCUGCACAGACUCCUACCAACCGCUUCUCGGUGCACUCUGUUCCUGGUUCUCGCAGAAACUCCGAGAAAGAAGAUUUCGGUCAAGAACCUACAUCUCCUUUCCGUCCUGGGCCUGCGUAA
This is a messenger RNA of Aspergillus oryzae RIB40, 408 nucleotides long. RefSeq lists its product as uncharacterized. The coding region runs from base 1 to 408 and encodes 135 amino acids. The record is from RefSeq and is a predicted model, not a curated record. NCBI's taxonomy places the organism in Eukaryota, Fungi, Ascomycota, Eurotiomycetes, Eurotiales, Aspergillaceae. The transcript has a single exon.